This is a messenger RNA of Toxotes jaculatrix (banded archerfish), 2947 nucleotides long. Its product is annotated as probable polypeptide N-acetylgalactosaminyltransferase 8. NCBI's taxonomy places the organism in Eukaryota, Metazoa, Chordata, Actinopteri, Toxotidae. Bases 113 to 2014 code for a protein of 633 amino acids. Gene Ontology annotation, cellular component: Golgi apparatus. The record is from RefSeq and is a predicted model, not a curated record. The transcript has 11 exons.
UACGCCUCGUUUAAGGUCAGGCCGAACCUGUCAGUCCAGUGACAUUAAACGUGUGUGCGCGGUCUGAGAUUUUAUUCUCUCUUACCGGGGGAUCAGUGAGCGCCUUACCACUAUGAGAGCAGUAUGGUUAAAGCGGCCAGUCCUCGUACUGAUGGGGACUGGGCUGGUCUUGUACAUGGGCAUGUUUUUGAAGAGGGGAUACGAACCCGUGUGGAUCGACAAAGACGUGGACGCGCCGAAAAUCGUCAGGAGUUUUUCUGACCUGGAGGCAAGCAUCAACAAUCUCUCCAAUGUAAUCCGAGCUUUUGAGAAAAAGCAGGAUGUCAUGCAGAGAAUGCUUGAAGAUGACAGAGACAGACAGAGAAAAGCUGCAGAGGUUCAACACCAGCCACCAGACAAGAAGCAGCAAGAACAGAAAGAACAACCCAAAGCAGAGAUCCAGGAACAAAAGGAGGAACUCAAAGCCAAAAAGUCCAAUAAACUGUUCCCGGGCUCCGCCCUGUUCAAGGAGUGGGGUGAGAAUCUGUCUGAGGACGACCAAAGAGAGGCACAGGCUCUGUUUGAGAAGUACGGAUACAACGUUUUCCUCAGUGAUCGCCUUCCUCUAGAUCGAGUUCUUCCAGAUACCAGGGAUCCACGGUGUUCGAAAAAGAGCUAUCCAAAAGACCUGCCAAGUCUUGGAGUGGUGCUUAUCUACCUGAACGAAGCCUUGUCUGUUAUCAAAAGAGCCCUGCGCAGCAUCAUUGACCGCACACCUAAAUACCUACUCAAAGAGAUAAUAAUGGUGGAUGACAAUAGCUCUAAUGAAAAUCUGAAGGGGGACCUUGACGUGUAUGUGAAGUCGCUUGAGGAGCAGAACCCAACUCUUCGUUUUACCAGAGUGAGACACAGCGAGCAGCGAGGGCUUGCUCACGCCAGAGUUUCUGGAUGGAGAGCUGCUACUGCUGACGUGGUGGCUAUCCUGGAUGCACACAUCGAAGUCCAUGAGAUGUGGGCUGAACCACUGCUGACACAGAUUAAAGGUGACCGAACAGUGGUUGUGUCCCCUGUGUUUGACAGAGUCAACUUUGACGACCUCAAAGUCAUUCAGUACCUUCCAGCAGCACACGCCUUUGACUGGGCUUUGUGGUGCAUGUAUGAGGGUUUCUCACCUGACUAUUACAAACUCAACGACAGUUCGCUGCCUGGGAAGAGUCCAUCUGUCAUGGGAAUCCUAGUUGCUGAUAGAAAGUUUCUAGGGGAAAUUGGAGUCCUCGAUGAAGGAAUGAAAGUCUAUGGCGGAGAAAAUGUUGAGCUGGGAAUUCGGGUGUGGACAUGUGGAGGCAGUGUUGAAGUAGUUCCAUGCUCCAAGAUCGCUCACAUCGAGAGGUACCACAAGCCCUACCUGCCAGACCUGAGUCCAGCCAUGAAGAGAAACGCCCUGAGAGUAGCAGAAAUCUGGAUGGACGAAUACAAACACAACAUCAACUUGGCUUGGAAUUUGCCAUUUGAGAAUCAUGGAAUUGACAUUGGGGAUAUCUCUGAGAGGAAAAAACUCAGAGAAAGUUUGAACUGUAAACCUUUCAAAUGGUACCUGGAAAAUGUGUAUCCCAAGCUGGAUCCCUGGGACAACCUACUUGCCUAUGGAGGAAUGAAGAAUCUUGAUGCUGACAUGUGCUUAGACCAAGGCCCUGUGCCAGGUCACACACCCAUUGCUUUUGGCUGCUACUACUAUGGACCUCAAUUCACAUAUUACCGCACAACUGGUGAGCUCUACAUCGGCGGCCUCAAGUCCCACAAAUACAAUGAUAACCGGUGUUUAACUGAUGUUGGCCAAAAAGAAACUGAGCCAGGCCUUUACAACUGCAAAGAAGCUAUGCAGAAAGGAAUGGGGAUAUACUGGGACUUCACUCAGGGUAAAGAACUGAAGAACAGACAGACAAAAAGAUGUCUGGAGAUUAAAAGUAGCAAACUUCUAAUACAGGAAUGCUCUGGCCAAAGAUGGGAAAUCCAAAACAUAAUCAAAGCCUUUUAAAGUGUCAGUGAAUCCAAUAAGUGCUCUUCUUUGCUCAUAGGUCAGUGGAUAAUAACAGUUGAAUGUGUAAAAUGUAAACGAAAGUCAAUGAAAUGUGACUACUGUUACGACUCUUGUAAUUCUUUAUAUGUUCUCUUACUUGGGAUAGAAAAAGUAAUUUAUUUUGGUAAUCUUAAGUGAAAUGUGUGGACAUUUCCCCAAAAAUAGAAUUUUGUAAAUUUGCUUGACAUCUUCUGUAUUAAUAUUAAGGUUGCAAAUGAUUGUUUUCCUUAUUUAUUAAUAUUCCAGUUAUUUUUUGAUUCACUGCUUAGUCACAGUUAUUCACAAGAAAAAGAUACUAACCAUGAAUUACCAAAACCCAAAACAAUGUUAGGAUUCCUUUUUUUACCAGGUGACUGUGAGAAAUACCAGAGGUUUGGUUAAAGGAAAUACCCAUAUAAAAUAGCAAAACUGAGAAAAGUGAACAAAUCCCAUAUAUUUCUCUCAUGUUUUUCAAUCCAAAAUUAUGACCAAUGAUUAAAUGUGAGUUUUCCUGGCUUUGCUAAGUGCAUGUUCAAUAUUAAAUGAUGGUCUAAUAACACAGGAAUAACGUCCAGGGGACAGCUACUCUUAUAUCACUAAAAUAAUCCAGGUCAGGUUUUCUGUUGUUGUUGUUGUCUGUGUAUUGGAUCUUGAUUAUUUCUUUUGAAAAUGUCACAUAGUUAUGGUAAGAGGUGUGGUGUGGCUGGUUGUUAUAACAGUGUCAUAUUGUCAAUGGAAAACUAUUGUGGGUGUGUAAAGGAUCUUGGUGUUUUAUCAAAGUCUGUUAGACUAAAAUAACCUCCAGCCUCAGUCCCUUCUGGAGAUCCUCAACAAGCCAUUUUUUUAAACACAGUUUUUCAAAUAUUUAACUUUUUGUUUGGAACUUAGAAAUAAAUUGAUCUAUCAAACUAC